Helianthus annuus (common sunflower) is the source of this 627-nucleotide messenger RNA. RefSeq names its product BAH and coiled-coil domain-containing protein 1. The transcript has 3 exons. Lineage: Eukaryota; Viridiplantae; Streptophyta; Magnoliopsida; Asterales; Asteraceae. The coding region runs from base 1 to 627 and encodes 208 amino acids. The record is from RefSeq and is a predicted model, not a curated record. Gene Ontology annotation, molecular function: chromatin binding.
AUGGCUUGCAGUUCCAGUAGCAAUAACAUAUGUGAUGAUGUGCCACAACCUGUCAAGGUUGCGAAGCCAAUUGGUGAUGUAGUUAAGAUUUCUGCAGAGGGAACUCACAACCAAAAGAAUCAUUACAAGGCAUUCAAAUUCGAUGGGAACACUUACGAGCUAGGAGAUAUUGUGCUUUUAGCUCCCGAUUCUCAAGCACGGACGACGAAGCCGUAUGUGGCUAUGAUAAAGGAUAUCAAUGAAAUGGAAAAUAAGGAAAUAAUGUUGAUUAUCCAAUGGUUUUAUCGUCCCGAGGAUGCAACACCAAAAAGGAGUGGUCAAAGUGGUAAAAACAUGGAACUAGUUGGUGCCAGAGAACUAUACUAUAGUUUCCACAGGGACGAAGUUUCUGCCGAGAGCGUGGUGCACAAGUGUAUUGUACACUUUGUGACCACACAAAAGCAUAUCCCACCGCGUAAGGAGUAUCCGGGUUUUAUAGUUCAGGAGGUGUAUGACCCGAAGUCUAAGAGGCUCCUCAAGCUCACCUCCAAUGGUUUUAAGCAAGACUUUAAAGAAGAAAUUCAUCUGCUUGUUCAGAAAACAAUGCGUAAUUUGGGGAUCCUUCCUGACAUGGAUCGUGUCGUUUAG